GAUAGAAAUCUAAAGAUCAGUCAAUCUGAGUGAGACACAGAGAGAGAGAGAGAGAGAGAGAGAGAGCUAUACUAAUGAAAGCGCUUUAGCAGGGAACGUCCAUGAUCCAUGUUCCUCUCUCUCUCUCUCCAUUGAAAAGAAUCCUAGUACUACAGUCUGCACCACGUGAAACUGUCGAAUUCCUAGUAGCAUUUUGCUAAGUACUUAAAAAGAAAAAAAAAUACAUCUUCUUCAGCAACUACUAUUACAGAAGUACUUUACGAAUCUCUCAAUUCUGCUGACUUCACACUCUGUCUCUGUAUCUGUCUCUCGCCUUUGUGGGGGAGGCCAUAUCUGUUGCUGCUUCAUAUGCAUAACAAAUGUGUUCAGAUCUUCUCUUACAAAUCACAACACUGUUCAAUGCAGAUAAGAGCCCAUUUCAGCAGACUUAUGCUGCUCAGGCAUGAAGCUGUUGUCUUUUCUGGAACCAUUUGGUAAUGGAUAAAGAGCUGUUUUUUAGACUGGUUCAUUUGAAAACUAUUGACAGAGUAAGUAUCUAGAAAAAACUAAAGGUGAAGUACGAUGAUGAUGACAUUUCCAAAGCGUUACUUGAUUGUCAUUUUAACCUUCAUCAGCACAUCUGUUUGCUACAUAGAACGUGUAGGCUUCUCUAUUGCAUAUACAAUUGCUGCUGAUGCUGCUAGGGUAAACCAAUCAACUAAAGGAACUAUACUUGCUACAUUCUAUUGUGGAUAUGCCUGUUCUCAGGUGCCUGGUGGAUGGGCAGCUCAGAGAAUUGGUGGUAGAAAGGUCCUCCUUAUUUCUUUUGUGUUAUGGUCAUUGACUUGUGCAUUAGUACCACUAGACCCCAAUAAAGUCACAGUUUUAGUGAUUGCCCGCUUACUUGUUGGUGUGGCACAAGGCUUCAUCUUCCCCUCCAUCCACACAGUUCUAGCACAGUGGGUGCCACCCCACGAAAGAUCCAGAUCUGUUUCUCUAACAAUGUCUGGGAUGUACCUUGGUGCAGCUGCAGGAAUGCUUUUCCUUCCAAGCUUAGUAAAGUAUAAAGGACCCCAAUCAGUAUUUCUUGCUGAGGCGGCAUUAGGUGCCAUGUGGUGCAUGCUUUGGUUCAACUAUGCUAGUGACCCUCCUUGGUCUGAACAUCCAAAAGCCACUGCUGCUGGUUUUGGUGAAUCUUUGUUGCCAGUUAAAGGAAACCAGAAAGUGAAAGUGGAGAAUGGAGGAAUUUCUGGCAGAACUGCCAACAUACCAUGGAAAAAAAUUGUACUCAGCUUGCCAGUUUGGGCAAUUGUGGUAAAUAAUUUCACCUUCCAUUAUGGUUUGUAUGUGUUGAUGAACUGGCUGCCAACAUACUUUGAGAAAGGACUGCAGCUUAGCCUUCAGGAGAUGGGAUCAUCUAAAAUGAUGCCUUAUUUUAACAUGUUUAUAUUUUCAAAUAUUGGCGGGGUGGUUGCUGACCACUUAAUCACCAAGAGGAUCUUGUCGGUGACUGGAGUCAGGAAGUUGUUGAACACUGUAGGGUUCUUAGUUGCUUCUCUUGCAUUGAUAGCACUUCCUAUCUUCAGAACUUCCAGUGGGGCAGUGUUUUGUUCUUCUGUGGCUCUUGGUUUCUUGGCACUAGGAAGAGCUGGGUUUGCAGUGAACCACAUGGAUAUUGCUCCAAGAUAUGCAGGGAUUGUUAUGGGAGUUUCUAAUACUGCCGGUACCUUUGCUGGCAUCAUUGGAGUUCAUCUCACUGGUUGUCUUCUUGAAACUGCGAAAACUUCUGAUUCAGAUCUUUCAAGUCCAGAUAGCUGGAGAUUAGUGUUUUACAUACCAGGGUAUCUAUGCAUAUUUAGUAGUUUGGUGUUUUUAUUGUUUUCCACUGGGGAGAGAAUUUUUGACUGAGUUAAUCUUGUUCCAUGUCAAGAUAAAAUCUCACCAGUACUUUGUUACGGUCAAGAUUCAAUUUACAAAUAUCUGCUGAUGAGCCCUACAAAUAUCUUGGGAGUUCGAAAAUCAGCCUCUCCAAUAAAUUGGUUGUAAGGUUGCUUACCACGACUUCUCUCAAACCCUUACAAAAGUGGGAGCUUUGUGCACUAGGUAUGACCUUUGUUGAUGAGUGUUAUGAGGGUUGCCCAGCAUAUAAUUCUUUUCCAGGAAGGGUGUAAGAUGUCCAGCAGUCCAUAAAAGAAUUUAAAUGGUAGUGUAGGCAUAGGAUGGAAAGAUACUGCAAAAUAUUCUUUAAUGUUCCAAAUGUAAAGAAUCUGUAACUUAUUUGCUUGUUUUUUCAAUCGCUACGCCAUAAUCGAGCAGGUUUUCAUUU
Messenger RNA from Quercus lobata, 2305 nucleotides. Its product is annotated as probable anion transporter 5. Gene Ontology annotation, biological process: transmembrane transport. Lineage: Eukaryota; Viridiplantae; Streptophyta; Magnoliopsida; Fagales; Fagaceae. Gene Ontology annotation, molecular function: transmembrane transporter activity. Bases 562 to 1887 code for a protein of 441 amino acids. The record is from RefSeq and is a predicted model, not a curated record. The transcript is spliced from 3 exons.